This is a messenger RNA of Helobdella robusta, 1094 nucleotides long. RefSeq lists its product as hypothetical. The annotation marks the transcript as partial. The record is from RefSeq and is a predicted model, not a curated record. Gene Ontology annotation, biological process: lipid metabolic process; positive regulation of ceramide biosynthetic process. The transcript has 8 exons. Gene Ontology annotation, molecular function: protein binding. Gene Ontology annotation, cellular component: mitochondrion. Lineage: Eukaryota; Metazoa; Annelida; Clitellata; Rhynchobdellida; Glossiphoniidae.
ACCAGCCAGUCUGGGAGGCGGUGCGAGCCACCGGGGCAGCCCCCACCUACUUUCGGGCCAGCGGACGAUUCAUCGACGGGGGCAUCGUGGCCAACAAUCCGACCCUGGACGUCCUAACUGAGAUCCACAAAUACAACCUCGCCAAUAGAAAAUUAGGGAGUACAAAGGGUCUUCCGCAAAUGCACGUGGUGGUUUCAGUGGGCACGGGCAGUCCACCCGUCAAGUUCAUCGAGGAGUGUGACGUCUACCGACCCGAGGGCAUCAUGGAGUUCGCAAAAACCACCGAAUCAGACGGCCAGUCAGUGAGUAGGGCGGCAGCCUGGUGCAACAUGAUCAACGUCCCAUUCUUCCGGUUCAGUCCUCAGCUGUCUGAUCUUAUCCCUCUCGACUGCUCUGACAACAUCACUCUCAUCAACAUGCUCUGGGAGACUCAGUGCUACCUCCACUCACGUCACGAAAAAUUAGUUCAGUUAGGAAAAGGAGAACUGAUAGAAGAUGGUGAGUCCCUCAAGUUGUAUUGCCUCAAAAACGUUUAUUGUGCCAUCUACAGCGAUCCGCUUUCUGACUCUAAGUUUUACAGAAUUUUCAAUGAGAAUGAUCUAGAGGCAGCUACUAAACGCUACAAACUGUUGAAUGAAAAGCUACCUCACCUUGCAAGUUGCUACAAAGAGGUCAAUGUAGCAACCCUGAAGCACAUUGUGAAGUCAAUUGAACGUUUUCCACAUUACAGUCUCGCCCAUCUCUCCCUCAUCAUCGAUGCUGAAAAUUGUCUUGAAACUGAAAACUUUUUGAGGUGUGUGGAUCACUCAAUGUUGGCAACAAAGGAUGCGAGCAUGUUGAACGAGCUGAACAACAUCGGGGAAUCAGCCCUGCACGAGGCCUGCCUCAACAAACUGCCUGAUAAUGUCAACAUGCUUCUCCAGAUGGGUGCAAAUAGUUCAUUGUCUGCCUCAUACAGAUACCCUGUCCACUGUGCCAUGCAAGUUGACUGUAUCAGUUGCGUGGAGGUGCUGCAUGAAUAUGACAAUGACGUCCUGAAACUGGCUGAGAAGAUUUACGGCAACACUGCCAUGCACUGCUUAAAAAGCAAGCAG